Toxorhynchites rutilus septentrionalis is the source of this 6366-nucleotide messenger RNA. It is a transcript of the gene Pka-R2, whose product is annotated as cAMP-dependent protein kinase type II regulatory subunit. The record is from RefSeq and is a predicted model, not a curated record. Gene Ontology annotation, cellular component: cAMP-dependent protein kinase complex. Gene Ontology annotation, molecular function: cAMP-dependent protein kinase regulator activity. The transcript is spliced from 10 exons. Lineage: Eukaryota; Metazoa; Arthropoda; Insecta; Diptera; Culicidae. Gene Ontology annotation, biological process: regulation of protein phosphorylation. The coding region runs from base 1301 to 2437 and encodes 378 amino acids.
ACCUUCACUGUUAGAAGUGACGUUCAAGCCGUAGGUCGUGUUUUGUACGCCCCUGUUGUCAUUUUCGUGGAGCACAACACACUAUACUUUUUAGUUUUCAUUUGUUUCAAUUCCAAUUCUAAGCCAACUAUCGCAAAAGGCAUCGCGAAAGCAAAAAGUGUAUGUGCGACUCACACACAAAACAAAACCCGCUGAAUUCGUAGUUUCGCUGUUUUUUUUCUUUCGUUUCUUUCACGAUUUUGUUAACGAUUUUCCCAAGUGAAGUUCACAAAAAGCAGGCGCAGCGAGUAUGGGCAGUUGCGUGCAGCUGUAUUAGAUUUGUUAUUAGGGAAACUUUAUUUUCCUGCUCCUGCUCCAAUCUUGGUUACACGGAUAGUAUAACGUUUUGUGGAUCGCCCGUCCUUGGAUAUUUAGUGUUCAAGUAAAUCGUUCUGCGAAAAUUUUCUUGUGGUGGUUCUAGUGGAGGUGAAAAAUCAGGGGAGCAUUUUCGGGGCUGAUAAGGAGUGCAAGAGAGAGUGAGAGGAAGAGAAAAUAUUAGAUGAGCAAAGAGCCUAUGAAAAAGUGACCACAAGCUAAUGUGAGAGAGAGUGGGUGGUUUGUAUCUAGCGUACGAAGAGCAUCCUUUCAGGCGGGGGGGGGGCGCGUGGAAAAUUUGGUGAAAAUUCUCGAAAGGGAAAAUCGAUGCUAGAGAACGAAAGAGCAUAAGCUUCGCAAAGGAUCAUCGCUCUGUCAUUGUGUGUGAUAACUGCUGAGGGAGUGUGAUUUCCUUUUUUGUUUCCAUUUGGUAGCCGGGGUUGAUGAAACCCUCACGUGCGGUCAAAUAGGCAGCGACUACAAAAUUGUUUAAUUUCCCGUAGGUUAUUAUAUUUACAUUCUCAUGCUCUUCACUAUCUUGUGGUGAGGGAAAAUUAAGGAAGAGCUGCUUUUUCCUUCAGAGCCAACGAAAAGCUUUCAUCGCACAAGUGUGUGCACGAGGUGUAGCAAAGAGCAUAGCAUAAAGUGAAAGGUAAAAGAAGAUUUUGUGUUCGCGAUCGAAGGAAAGGUGAAAACUGGUCUCUGACAAGUUUCUCGUUGGUGUACGAAGAAAGGUGAAACGAGAGUGACGAGAUCUUGGGUUUGUCGUUAUCAAUAUUAUCGUUCGUUCCCUGCGGCGUGGUCCAUUUUUGGAAGAAGUGGCCAGAAGUGGAAGGAAGCGCGUGUAAUUGUGUGAGUGUCAUUCACCGUGUGUUGAAUUCAGCUGAGCAGGAAACUACGCUCCAAAUCGUGACCAAUUUAAAAAUAAGAUUGUGACAAAUAAACUAUGUCAAGUCAACAGAAGCAUCGAAUCCAGGUUCCCGAUGGAUUACGCGACGUGCUGCUAGAAUUUUCGAUAGCGUAUCUGCUCGAGCAGCCCGGCGAUGUGAUCGACUAUGCGGUCGAAUUCUUCUCCAAGCUACAGGAAAACCGGAAAACCACCAUGAUCACAUCAGCCGAGCCGAACUCGCCGGACGAGAGCAUCAUGUCACACGAUGAAGAACCUCUGGUCAACCGGUACGCUUCGCGCCGGAAGUCGGUGUUUGCCGAAACAUACGAUCCAGAAAACGACGAUGACGACGACGGCGCCCGGGCGAUAUUCCCCAAAACGGACGAACAACGGGCGCGGUUAUGCGACUCGGUCAAGAACAUCCUACUGUUCCGCUCCCUAGACAAGGAACAAAUGAACGAAGUGUUAGACGCAAUGUUCGAGAAGAUAGCGAAAUCAAAAGAUUACAUCAUAAAACAAGGAGAUGAUGGGGAUAAUUUCUACGUUAUCGAAUCAGGAGUAUACAAAGCUUAUGUCGGAGAGGAUCAGAAACAUAUACACACGUACGAUAAUAGCGGUAGUUUUGGAGAAUUAGCUCUCCUGUACAAUAUGCCAAGAGCCGCCACCAUUCAGGCGGAAACGGACGGUCAACUGUGGGCGAUGGAUCGUCAGACAUUCCGAAGAAUCCUGCUCAAGUCCGCCUUCAGGAAACGAAAAAUGUAUGAAGCAUUGCUGGAUGCCGUUCCCAUAUUGAAAACACUACAGAACUACGAACGCAUGAACCUGGCCGAUGCUCUUGUACCUCAUACCUACACCAAAGGCGAACGGAUUAUCAAACAAGGCGAUGCUGCCGACGGCAUGUACUUCAUUGAAGACGGCAAGGUUUCGAUUCGCAUUCAGCAGGACGCCGGGGAGGUGGAAAUUUCGAAUCUAGAGAAAGGGCAAUACUUUGGGGAGUUGGCACUGGUAACACAUAGGCCACGGGCAGCCUCCGCUUACGCUGUGGACAACGUGAAAGUGGCAUUUUUGGAUGUUGACGCGUUCGAGAGACUUCUCGGCCCCUGCAUGGACAUCAUGAAGCGCAACAUCGAUGACUACGAAUCCCAGCUGGUCAAGAUCUUCGGUAGCAAAAACAACAUUACCGACAUUCGAUAAGCAAAACUAUUCCACAACAACAAUCACUACCGCUGCUCGCACUAGUAACGCUAGUCGAGUGGCCGCUGCCGCUUCAAACCAAGAGUGUAUGAUCCCUCUGGGACGAGUACUACACUGCGUCUGACACCACGUUUGGGUUCUCCUUCAACAUCCUUCCAUCACAAAUCGACAGCAGUGUGGCCCAAACGUCGUCCACUUCUGCAGUUAGUACACCAGCGGGAUCAGCCAGUCCUGGUGCAGCGCAGCAUUAGAGCAUUCUCGUACCCGGAACGAUAAGGAAUAUAUUUAUUAUAAUGAAGCAAAAACAAAAGAAACUAACACUGGACGCAGCAGUCAGCCAUCAUGAUUCGUAAGUUAUUUGUAAAACUAGAUUAGCUAACACUUUAAAAAGGGCGAGAACGCGCCCUCAUUGCAGAACUAAAGAGAAACAUAAAUUUAUCAUCAAAACUAUUCGGAUACUAAAGAAUUAAACAAUAAAAAAUAGCAUAAUAACAAAAAAUGAAGUUUGACGGUUGAAUAGAACGAGAUAAACGAUUAGUCACCACCGCCGCCACCAGCAUCAGUUUUCGAUACAAAUGAAACUAUAUGUAUUGCAAAUGAUAAAUCGAUAUGAGUAACUUGAUAUUGGAAUAGAGGACAAACAAAAAAAAAGGUACACUAUCAAUGUGAUUUCUUUCCCCCGAUCGUUCAUGUUUUUGGACGAUUCCCCAGUACUGGAAAUUAAUCACAGAAACAAGUAUAGAUAGACGUGUGCGCUUGCAGCAAACAAAUUGAAAUUAAAAAUCGAUAUCUAAAAAGUGAGAAGCAUUUGGUAACACGCUAAAUUAUCGAGUCGCAAGUAUUCGUAGAGGGAGCAAAGUGCAAACAAGAAGCAAAUUGAACUAAAAAGAACUAUUCCAAAUAAAACAUUGUAAUGGUGUAAUGAUCACUGGGACUUGGAAAGAAAGUAAUAAUCUGAAUUGAAAAUUAUUUCUGUAAUUUAUUCAAACUUGAGGCAAAUGUUAAUCCGACUAUAUUAGUGAAACAAUGAGAAAAAAAUUCAAAAUACUUCAAACAGUGUUUAAUAUAAGAUUAAAGAUAUAUCAGUAUAUAAGACAUAUUAAUAUAACGUAACUUAUUGAUCAGCAGAGAUUUAAUUUAAGAAACGUUAGGCAAAAGAUAUAUAAUAUAUUUUAAAAUGAAAUUAGAAAACAACUGCAUGAAAAAAUAGGAAUAACCUUUCGGUGAUGAAAAAUGUAAAUUCAUAAGACUAUGAUGAUGUAGCAUGAAAGGUGAUUAAUAUCAUAUGCACAAAGAUAUCCACUCAAAGAACGACGCAGAGAUCUUUUCAAAUAUUAAUUAAUAAUGCUACCGAGAAGAAGUUUGAGGCGAAAAACGUAAUUAAUGUGUCAUAUCAAGCAAAAAGAAGAAUGAGCGCAGUACUAUAUCUACUAUAAUCUCACGCGAAGUCAUCUGUUGAACUAGUGAGAACACUCCCAAGCCCGCAUUAUCACGUUCAACAUAUUUUCAAUUCAAUCACAACUUCUUCCAGAUUGAACAAUAAUAUCCAUUUGCGCAACCGAAGAAAAAAAAAUGUACUGUCGCUCAAAUGAUCUGCUUCAGUUUCAACCCUUUACUAUACUUCCGCAAAUAUUCGCAAAUGUCUUUUUUACAGAAUGUGCCCAGCCUGCCGAAACAAGUGGUUUCAAUUGUUUAAAAAAACAUAACCGAUAGCUAGUACUAGAAUUCUUUGAACGGCAUCUAUUUAUCUCAUUCGUACUGUGUUCUCAACUACAUAUUUUUCAACAAUAAUGUUUGCAUUGAAAAAAUGGAAAACUACAAAAGAUAAUUUAAUGGGACAAAUUACCCAUAAAACAUAAUUUUAUUGACCAUGUUGCAAAAGUAUUUCGACAAUUGGGCGGAGCUUUCGCCAUUGCAGUCAAAACAUACUUGUUGGCAUGUUUUUCAAUUCUUUCUCAGCUUUAUUUAUCGGUUCCUCCUCCGUUUUCGCCACGAAAUUGUUGGAGUAGACCUUCCGCUUCAGGUUAGCCCAGAUAUUAAUUCAAAUUUCUCACUCCCCGUUACAUUUCUCACCACAAUUCUCACGUGAAAUUAUAAUAACAAUUCGCAAACAAUCAAACGCCCUUACAAUUCCAACAUACACACUAGGAUUCUAGUAACAACUUUUUAAGGAAAAAAACUGACCACCACUGGCAAAAAAAAUCUAUUUUACUACUUUAUACAUGAACUAAACAUGUCAAAAAAAACAACUAUUUCGAUCACAUUUCACCGCAAGCUGUGUAGACUUAACGUACUUUUUGGAAGGAUAUAUAAAAUGAGCUUACACACAUGUAUUUUUACCCAUGUAAGACAAUAUACACAAAAGAAGCAAGGAAGUAAAACUAUUGAACUAAAACACUAAUAGCUCAUACGAUGGUGUCGUCGCCCUAUGCAUUACACUGGGCUGCGCACUUUUAAAAAAUCAAUCAAAAUCCAUUCACUCUAGAGAGAACAAAGAAAAAAAAAUCGUAAUUUCGACACGAGCUUACACACGAUUAUUUCGGGAAUUAUAGUCACGUUUAUUGCAAUUACUUAGAGAGAGAGAGAGAUUAUCUUUCGUAGAAAAUGCUGGCCAUUUUCGUUUUUCUUCUGAAGAAACAUGCAUGCAUGCUCUGAGAUCUGCUUGAAAAUUAAGAGAGCCAAAUUUAACCAAAACACGAUAAGGAUAACAUACGUUACGUUAACCUGCAAUGGUACACAGAAGAGAUAAUUAAAAAUCGACACAACAAUUGUAAACAGAACAGCGCUAGCUAGCAGAGAAAACAGAACAACAGCCAUAUUAAUCUUGAGCGGAGAAACUGCGGAAGACGCUACCACACGCAUUUGCAGUUCUCUCCAAGAUAUUUUUUUUAUUUAUCUAAUGUUAAGAGUUUUAUCGCUACUUAUUCUCAAAGAUGUUUUUCGUGUUGUUCUAAGCAGCAGUUUACGUUGCCAUCUAAGUACACAUAUAUAAAUAGGUGACCGGAAUAAAUCGCCACAGUAAACAACUGCAACAGAAACAACCGCUUAGAAAAAGUGUAGUAGGCUAGAAAUAUUUGGCGCGGGAAAAACAUCAUGUGCCUCACAUUUCUAUUAUAAAUUUAUUCUCUUGUUCUCGUUUUUCGAAAUUUAUUCUGAGGACAAUGUAAUGGGGACGAAGUCCCCAUUUGGCGAGGAUAAGGAAUCGAGGCGGCCCAUGCCGCCAAGAUGACGCAAUCCGAGUCCACCGCCGACCCGCCGUCGGAAGCGGCGGUGUCUCGCACGCAAACCUGGGAUCCACUGAUUGCCCGGUUAGUUUGAAACAUAGGAUACGAUCCUUUAGCAAUGUCCGACCGAGCUCUAGCGAGCGUCGGACGGUAUACGUCUGCCCGGGGCGUUACGUUUGCCUGGGGCGAUACGUUUGCCCGGUUAAUUCUUGUUUUGAAAUACAAUACCGCGCCACAAUAUUUAUAGCCUACUACACAUUUUAUAAGCGGUGGUUUCUGUUGCAGUCGUUUUCUGUGGCGAUUUAUUCCGGGAACCAUAUAAAUAUUAUUGUCGGAUAUGAAUAUAUUACGGUGUCAAACAAUAACAAAAAAAAUAAUGCACGUACUUUUCGCCCCCCCCCCCCCCUUUCUAAAUCGUGAUAGGAAGAUAGAUAAUCGUGUGUUGUUCCAUUUACCCUUUAUUUCCCACGCGUUUAAAUUUUUGGGUUUAGUCCGAUCAAAGUUUUCACACCACACACAAAACACAAAAAUCAAUAAGAAAAACAUAAAAUGAAAAAAAGCAUAAAUGCAGCUAAAAUGAUGACUAACGCAAAAAUGAAGAAAAAAAAUGUGAAAACACACACACGCAAAAAUGCAUACAGUUACUGUGUCUCGUUACUGAAGGUGUCGUACUAAAAGUAGUGAAGAAAUAAAGAUGAAGAGAAA